Messenger RNA from Macroventuria anomochaeta, 231 nucleotides. RefSeq lists its product as uncharacterized. The annotation marks the transcript as partial. The transcript has a single exon. The record is from RefSeq and is a predicted model, not a curated record. Lineage: Eukaryota; Fungi; Ascomycota; Dothideomycetes; Pleosporales; Didymellaceae.
AUGGACCAACUCCUGCAAGAACUGGUGGAUCGAAUCUGUCGCAAUCUCGAUGUCCGAGACCUGAAAACUACGCUGUUGUUCUCCCGGAAAUUCCAAUUCUUGUCAGAGAGUUAUUCUGAAAUCUUCACCAGGAGAGUUUUAACCACCUCCACUGCUCAAAAGUUCAUCAGUACCUACACCAGCCAUCGACUUCUCUACCUCUGCCAGGUGGAGUUCAGGCCUACUCAUCCA